GCGAUCACCAAAGGUGAGUUAAUUGUUUACAUUAUUUGUUUUUCGUCAAUUUUUAAUUUAAUGCUUACCGUGUUUUGCAGGUCAUUAAAGACUUAGACCGCGAAUCAACUUUAAACGAUUACAUUGCAUCUCAUACGGUACCGCUACCUGAUUUAUCAAAUGCAAUGACAGAAUCAGAGGAUGAUGAUAAUGCUUCUAUAUCUUCGAGUAUACUAAUCGAAGGCAAUUGGGAAGAUAAUUGGCUUUUCAGGAAGAAGCGUCCCUCCAUAACUACCUCCAUGACUGGUAGCAUAGGUAUGCUAAUACCCGCACCAAAAGAUGACGUUCGUGCUCAAAUUGGGGAUAAGACUACCGAUGAAAUCAGUGAUCUCUCCGAAAUGGAAUCAGAUACGGAUGAUUCUUCAUUAAAAAUAUAUUCGAGCUUAGAUCCGCGUAGUGAUCGUAUUUUAAAUAAACACCUGAUUGGUGGUCAGAAUACAAAAGGGAUUUUAGACGAAUUGAUUGAAACAGCUAGCUUGGUUUCAAACACAUCACUACCACGUAGUGAAUCCAAUUACUUCGAAACUAUGAAUGAACAUGUUCUGGAAGUAGCGUCCAAAACCGAAGCAUUUAAUUCGUGUAUUGCAAGUAAUUCACCUCAAGAAGAAGAAAUUAAGUUGAAAUCAAAACCAAAGAAUUAUUACGAAGACCAUCUGACACCCGAAACGGAAAAUAAUUCAUUAUCAGCUCCAUUUCAAACAACUGAAAGCAUUCACGUCGGUGAUAGUUGUACAGGAUUUAGUUCAGUCGAAAACGUUUUAAGUCACGAUACUAGGUCAAUUUGUCCGGGAGCAUCCGUUAUUGAAAUUCUCGCUGCAAUUACUUUAGGACCGUUGUUGGCUGUUUCUGCUUCAGAACAACCAUCUAUUCAAGCACCUUUCGAAAUAAGUUCACUCAAGGAUUUAAGUGAUAUAGCAUUAACAGAAAUUAAAUCGCGUGCACAGGAAUUGAGGCAUCACUCACUCGAUGUAAUAGAUGAGGAGGAAGAAAGCAAAAUUAUGAACUCGUUAAACGAAAUUUUUUCUCAAAACGGAGUUGAAUUAGCAGAUAUCAAGACAGAUACGACUUCGCCACAUAUUAAUGAUACGAUCAGAAAACUUAUAGACGAAAAAUCAUUACAAUCGGAAGGUAAACCAUCAUUAGCAGUAAGACAUCAUAGAAUCACAUAUUACACAGACGAAGUGCCAUCAGAAUCCAGAUCAGAUACUGAACAAGAGGCAGGAUUUGUUAUGGAUAAGGAUAGUGCAAAUCAAACACCUUCCAGCAAGCAAAAAGAAUGUAAUCAUGAGACAGAAACGCCCUACACCUAUGAUACUGAUAAACGCGAAUACAGCAGUGAAGAAAAAGAAGGUAUCGUUAUGGAUAAAGAAGCACCAGAAUUAUCCGCAAUAGAAAGAGAAAAACAGACAUCCUAUAUUGAACCAGAAGGAGAGUUCAUUAUGAAUAACGAAAGUGAAAAUGGAAUAUCUUUCAGUGUGCAAAAAGAAGAAUGUGGUUAUGACGAAGGAGAUAAUGAAUCCAACAGUGGAAAAAAACGAGAUGGGGUUAUGGAUACAGAAAUUUUUACAAUGGAACGUGAAAAACAAAAUCCCUAUAAUGUUGCGGAUGCAGAAAGCGAAAACCGAACACCCUUCAGUGACAACUACAGUGGCAACUACACAAAGGCUACAGAAAUUUCUAAAAUAGCGGACAUCUUUGCAACUGAGAAUUUAGAAGCCAUCAGCGAAUUCCAUCUGAAUAGAGUUGUGGAUACCGAUGCAAAAGCAAUAAACACAGAAACUUCAAACAUCUCCUACAUCGUUGAUACAGAUAAACACGAAUCCAACAGUGGAGAAAAAGAAGAUAGCUUUGUGGCUACAGAAGCCGUAGAAGAUUCUGAACCACAACGUGAAAAACAAAUGCCCUCCAAUCAACCAAAAACAGAACGUCCUGCGGAUAGAGAAAGUGAAAAUCGAAUAACCUUCAGUGGUCCAAAAGACGAGUGUGCCAAUGAUUCAGAGACCAAUGAAUUUUCUGAAACUUCGUAUAUUUCCGCAACUGAGAAUCUAGAACACUUCAUGGAAUUAAAUCGAGAUAGAGUUAUAGAAACAACAGCACUAGAACUCAUUGUAACAAACAGCAAAACCCAAGAAGCUUCAGAAACAAAAUACACCUCAUACACUGAAAAACACGAAUACAGCAGUGAAGGAAAAGAAAAUAGCGGCAUAGAUGAAGGAGCUCUAGAAUUCUCCACAGUUGAAAACGAAAAACAGACGUCCUAUAAUGAACCAAAAGGAGUGUUCAUUACAGAUACAAAAUGUGAAAAUGAAGUAACUUACAGUAAACCAACAGAUCAAAGUGCAAAUGUUAAUGAAGCUCAUAAAGCUUCCCAAACACCGGUCGUCUAUGAAGCAGGAUAUGUUAUGGAGAUAGAGAGUGCAAAUCGAAUACCUUCCAGCAAGCAAAAAGAAUGUCCUUAUAAGACCGAAACUAAUAGAAGUACAGAAAGAGCGGUCACCUCUGACACUGGCACACAGGAAUCCAACAGUGAAACGAAAGAAGAUAUAGGCAGGAAUAAAGGAGUACAAAAAUUCUCCGCAACAGAAAGCGAAAAACACACACCCCGUACUGCACCAGAAGGCGAGUUCAUUAUGAAUAUAGAAAGUGAAAAAAGUAUGCAAAAAGAAGAAUGUGCUUAUGACAUAGAAGAUCAUGAAUCCAGCAGUGAAAACAAAGGAGAUAGUGUUAUGGAUACAGAAUCAGCAGAAAUUUUUACAAUGGAAAGUGAAAAACAACAUCCUUCUAAUGUUGCCGAUGCAGAAGGCGAUAACAGAACACCCUCCAAUUAUGCGAAAAAAGAGUGUGGCAAAAAUACAAAGGCUACAGAAUCUUCUGAAAUAGCGGACAUCUUCGCAACUGAGAAUCUAGAAACAAUAAGCGAAUCGAAUCUUGAUAGAGUUAUGGAUACUGCUAUAAUCGAAGUCUUUGCAGUAAACACAGAAGCUUCAAAUACCUCCUACACCGCUGAUGCAGAUAAACACGAAUCCAACAGUGAACAAACAGAAGAUAACAUUGUGGCUACAGAAGCAGUAGAAUAUUCUGAACCACAACGUGAAAAACAAAUGCCCUCCAAUCAACCAGAAACAGAACGUGCUGCGGAUAGAGAAGGUGAAAAUCGAAUAACCUUCAGUGGUCCAAAAGACGAGUGUGCCAAUGACUCAGAGACCAAAGAAUUUUCUGAAACUUCGUAUAUUUCCGCAACUGAGAAUCUAGAACACUUCAUGGAAUUAAAUCGAGAUAGAGUUAUAGAAACAACAGCACUAGAACUCAUUGUAACAAACAGCAAAACCCAAGAAGCUUCAGAAACACCAUACACCUCAUACACUGAUAAACACGAAUACAGCAGAGAAGGAAAUGGAAAUAGCGGCAUAGAUAAAGGAGCUCUAGAAUUCUCCACAGUUGAAAACGAAAAACAGACGUCCUAUAAUGAACCAAAAGGAGUGUUCAUUACAGAUACAAAAUGUGAAAAUGAAGUAACUUACAGUAAACAAACAGAUCAAAAUGCAAAUGUUAAAGAAGCUCAUAAAGCUUCCGAAACACCGGUCGUCUAUGAAGCAGGAUAUGUUAUGGAGAUAGAGAGUGCAAAUCGAAUACCUUCCAGCAAGCAAAAAGAAUGUCCUUAUAAGACCGAAACUAAUAGAAGUGCAGAAACAGCGGUCACCUCUGACACUGACACAAAGGAAUCCAACAGUGAAACGAAAGAAGAUAUAGGCAGUAAUAAAGGAGUACAAAAAUUCUCCGGAACAGAAAGCGAAAAACACACACUCCGUACUGCACCAGAAGGCGAGUUCAUUAUGAAUAUAGAAAGUGAAAAUGAAAUAUACUUCAGUAUGCAAAAAGAAGAAUGUGCUUAUGACAUAGAAGAUCAUGAAUCCAGCAGUGAAAACAAUGGAGAUAGCGUUAUGGAUACAGAAUCAGCAGAAAUUGUUACAAUGGAAAGUGAAAAACAACAUCCUUCUAAUGUUGCCGAUGCAGAAGGCGAUAACAGAACACCCUCCAAUUAUGCCAAAAAAGAGUGUGGCAAAAAUACAAAGGCUACAGAAUCUUCUGAAAUAGCGGGCAUCUUCGCAACUGAGAAUCUUGAAUCAAUCAGCAAAUCGCAUCUGGAUAGAGUUAUGGAUACUGAUGCAAAAGAGCUCUCUGCAGUAAACACAGAAGCUUCAAAUAUCUCCUACAACGCUGAUACAGAUAAACACGAAUCCAACAAUGAAGGAAAAGAAGAUAACACGGUGGCUACAGAAGCAGUAGAAGAUUCUACACCACAAAGUGAAAAACCAAAUCCCUCCAAACAACCUGAAACAGAAUGUAUUACGGAUAGAGAAAGGGUAAAUCGAAUACUCUUCAGUGGUCCAAAAGAAGAAUGUCUCAAUGACACAGAGGCCAGAGAAUUUUCUGUAACAUCAUAUAUCUCCGAAAGUGAGGAUCCAGAACACUUCAAAGAAUUAAAUCAAGAUAGAGUUAUAGAAACAGCAGCACUAGAAGUCAUAGUGGCAAAAACCAAAGCCCACGAAGAAACACCCUACACCUCAGAUAUUGAUAAACACGAAUUCAGCAGUGAAGAAAAAGGAAAUAGCGGCAUAGAUAAAGAAGCACUAAAACUAUCCGUAACUGAAAACGGAAACCAGACACCCUGGUCUAAAUCGGAAGUAGAGUUCAUUACGGAUACAAAAAGUGAAACUGAAGUACCUUACAGUAAACAAACAGACCAGAGUGCUUAUGAUUCAGAAGCUCAUAAAAUUUCCGAAACAAGGUUCGCAUAUGAUACUGAAUCAGGAGCAGAAUAUAUUAUAGAGAUAGAGAGUGCAAAUCGAAUACCUUCCAGCAAACAAAAAGAAUGUCAUUAUGAGACAGAAACUCAUAAAACGUCAGAAACAACGGUCAUCUCUGACGCUGAUAAUCAGGAAUCCAGCAGUGAAACGAAAGAAGAAGAUAAAGAAGUACAAGAAUUCUCCGCAACAGAAAGCGAAAAACACACACCCCAUUCUGUAUCAGAAGGCGAGUUCAUAAUGAAUAUAGAAAGUGAAAAUGAAAUAUACUUCAGUAUGCAAAAAGAUGAAUGUGCUUAUGACAUAGAAGAUCAUGAGUCCAGCAGUGAAGACAAAGGAGAUAGCGUUAUGGAUACAGAAUCAGCUGAAAUUUUUACAAUGGAAAAUGAAAAACAAAAUCCUUAUAAUGUUGCAGAUGCAGAAGGCGAUUACCGAACACCCUCCAAUGAUCCCAAAAAAGAGUGCGGCAAAACCACAAAGGCUACAAAAUCUUCUGAAACAGCGGGCAUCUUCGCAACUGAAAAUCUGAAAACUAUCAGCGAAUCACAUCUGGAUAGAGUUAUGGAUACUGCUUCAAAAGAACUGUUUGCAGUAAACAUGGAAACUUCAAAUACCUCCUACACCGGUGAUACAGAAAAACACGAAUCCAUCAGUGAAAAAAAAGUAGAUAACAUUGUGGCUACAGAAACAGUAGAAGAUUCUGCACCACAAAGUGAAAAACCAAAGCCAUCCAAACAACCAGAAACAGAAUGCCUUACGUAUAGAGAAAGUGAAAAUCGAAUACUACUCAGCGGUACAGUAAAAGAGUGUGACCAUGACACAGAGGACAGAGAAUUUUCUGUAACAUCAUAUAUCUCCGAAAGUGAGAAUCCAGAACACUUCAAGAAAUUAAAUCGAGACAGAGUUAUAGAAACAGCAGCACUAGAACUCAUUGUAACGAAAACCAAAGCCCACGAAGUUUCAGAAACAACCUUCAAUUCAGAUACUGAAAAACACGAAUAUAGCAGUGAAGAAAAAGGAAAUAGCGGCAUAACCAAAAAGGCUUUAGAAUUCUCCGGAACUGAAAACAAAAAACAGACGACCUGUACUGAACCGGAACGAGAGUUCAUUACGGAUACAAAAAGUGAAAAUGGAAUAGCUUUCAGCAUCCAACAAGAAGAAUGUGCUUAUGAUGAUGAAGAUCAUGAAUCCAGUAGUGAAGACAAAGGAGAUAUGGUUAUGGAUACAGAAUCAGCCGUAACUUCUAUAAUGGAAAGUGAAAAGCAAAAACCCUGUAAUGUUUCGAAUGCAGAAAGCGAUAACCGAACACCCUCCUGUGAUCCCCAAAAAGAGUGUGACACCUACACAAGGGCUACAGAACCUUUAGAAAUAUCGGACCUCUCCGCAACUGAGAAUCUACAAACCAUUGAAUCCCAACUGGAUAGGGUUAGGAAUACACCAACAAUAGAACUCUUUGUAAUAAACACAGAAGAUUCAAAACCUUCAUACCCCGCGGAUACAGAUAAACACGAAUCCAACAGUGAAGGAAAAGAAGAUAACAUUGUGGCUACAGAAGCAGUAGAAAAUUCCGCAUCACAACAUGAAAAACAAAUGCCCUCUAAUGAAGCAGAAACGAAAUGUGUUAUGAAUAGAGAAAGUGAAAUUCGUGUACCCUUCAAUGGUCAAAAAGAAGAGUGUGGCAAUGACACAGAGGCCAGAUCUCCUGAAACAUCAUAUGUUUCCGCUACUGAGAAUCUAGAACUCUCCAAGGAAUUAAAUCUAGAUAGAGUUAUAGAAAUAACAGUACCCAUUGUAACAAACCCCAAAGAGCAAGAAGUUCCUGAAACACCCAACACCUUAGGUACUGAUAAACACGAAUACAGCAGUGGAGGAAAUGGAAAUAGCGGCAUAACCAAAAAGGCUUUAGAAUUCUCCGCAACUGAAAACAAAAAACAGACGACCUGUGCUGAACCAGAAGGAGAGUUCAUUACGGAUACAAAAAGUGAAAAUAUAAUAUCUUUAAGUAUGCAAAAAGAAGAAUGUGCAUAUGACGUUGAAGAUCAUGAAUCCAGCAGUGAAGACAAAAGAAAAAACGUUAUGGAUACAGAAUCAGCCGAAAUUUUGACAACGGAAAGUAGAAAACAAAAUUCUUCUAAUGUUGUGGAUGCAGAAGGCAAUAACCGAAUACCCUCCAAUUAUCCCAAAAAAGAGUGGGUCAAAAACACAAAGGCUACAGAAUAUUCUGAAACAGCGGGCAUCUUUGUAACUGAGAAUCUAGAAACAAUAAGCGAAUCGCAUCUGGAUAGAGUUAUGGAUACUGCUGCAAACGAAGUCUUUGCAGUAAACACAGAAGCUUCAAAUACCUCCUACACCGCUGAUGCAGUUAAACACGAAUCCAACAGUGAACAAACAGAAGAUAACAUUGUGGCUACAGAAGCGAUAGAAGAUUCCGCAUCACAACGUGAAAAACCAAAGCGCUCCAAACAACCAGAAACAGAAUGUGUUACGGAUAGAGAAAAUGAAAAUCUAAUACUCUUCAGUGGUCCAAAAGACGAGUGGGUCAAUGACACAGAGGCCAGAGAAUUAUCUGUAACAUCAUAUAUCUCCACAACUAAGAAUCCAGAACACUUCAAGGAAUUAAAUCUAGACAGAGUUAUAGAAAUAGCAGUACCCAUUGUAACAAACAUUAAAGCCCAAGAAGCUUCAGAAGCCCCCAACAACUCAGGUACAGAUAAACACCAAUCCAACAGUGAAGGAAAAGAAGAUAACAUUGUGGCUACAGAAGCAGUAGAAGAUUCUGCACCACAACGUGAAAAACCAAAGCCCUCCAAUCAGCCAGAGGAAAAUGAAAAUCGAAUCAUUGUAACUAAAACCAAAGCCCAUGAAGUUUCAGAAACACCCUACUCCUCAGAUACUGAUAAACACGAAUAUAGCAGGGAAGGAAAAGGAAAUAGCGGCAUAGAUAAAGAAGCUCUAGAAUUCUGCGCAACUGAAAACCAAGAACAGCCGUCCUGGUCUAAAUCGGAAGGAGAGUUCAUUACGGAUACAAAAAGUAAAAAUGAAGUACCUUACAAUAAACAAACAGACCAAAGUGCUUAUGAGGCAGAAGCUCAUAAAGCUUCAGAAACACGGGUCGUCUAUGAUACUAAACCAGGAGCAGGAUGUGUUAUGGAGAUAGAGAGUGCAAAUCGAAUACCUUCCAGCAAGCAAAAAGAAUGUCCUUAUGAGACAGAAACUAAUAAAAGUUCAGAAACACCGGUCACCUCUGGCAAAGAAUCACAGGAAACCAGCAGUGAAACGAAAGAAGAUAUCGUCAGGGAUAAAACAGUACAAGAAUUCUCCGCAACAGAAAGCGAAAAACACACACCCUGUUCUGCGCCAGAAGGCGAGUUCGUUAUGAAUACCGAAAGAGAAAAGGAAAUAUACUUCAGUAUGCAAAGAGAAGAAUGUGCUUAUGAUGUUGAAGAUCAUAAAUCCAGCAGUGAAGACAAAGGAGAGAGCGUUAUCGAUACAGAAUCAGCAGAAAUUUCUAUAAUGGAUUGUGAAAAGAAAAAACCGUGUAAUGUUUCGAAUGCAGAAAGCGAUAACCGAACACCCUCCAGUGAUCCCCGAAAAGAGUGUGGCACCUACACAAGGGCUACAGAAUCUUUAGAAAUAUCGGACAUCUCCGCAAUUGAGAAUAUAGUAACCAUCGAAUCCCAACUGGAUAGAGUUAUGAAUACAGCAACAGUAGAACUCUUUGUAAUAAACAUAGAAGAUUCAAAAACCUCCUACACUGCUGAUACAGAUAAAUAUGAAUGCAACAGUGAAGAAAAAGAAGAUAACAUUGUGGCUACAGAAGCAGGAGAAAAUUCUGCACCACAACGUAAAAAACAAAUGCCCUCUAAUGAAGCAGAAACGAAAUAUGUUAUGAAUAAAGAAAGUGAAAAUCGUAUACCCUUCAAUGGUCCAAUAGAAGAGUGUGACAAUGAGACAGAGGCCAGCAAAUCUACUGAAACAUCAUAUAUCUCCGCAACUGAGAAUCUAGAACACUCCAAGGAAUUAAAUCUAGAUAGAGUUAUAGAAAUAGCAGUGCCUAUUGUAACAAACACCAAAUCCCAAGAAGCUUCAGAAGCUCCCAACACCUCAGAUUCUGAUAUACACGAAUACAUCAGUGAAGGAAAAGGAGAUAGCGGCGUGGAUAAAGAAGCUUUAGAAUACUCCGCAACUGAAAGCCAAAAACAGACGUCGUGUACUGAACCAGAAGGAGAAUGCAUUAUGGAUGCAAAUAAUGAUAAUGGAUUAUCUUUCAGUAAGCAAGAAGCAACAGAACGCGAGAAACAAACAGAACAAGAAAUCAUGGGCGAGUCAAUAGAAGAUAACAUAAUGGAUACAAAAGUAGCAGAUUUUUUGGAAACAAAAAAUGAAGGACAAAUGCCAGGAGAAGAAUGUUUUAUUAAUAAAGAAACUGAAAGUCGACCACCCUGUAAUAAUUCAGAAGAAGAGUAUGACAAUGUGGCAGAGGUUCCAGAAUCUUCUCAUGAAACACAGUACGCCUGCGGAAGUGAAGAACAAGAACAUAUCAGUAAUGUAAACAAAAAUCUUGCUUCUAGAACACCAGUAGAAUUCUCUGCGACAGUUCUGCUGACAACAGAAGAUUGUGUUAAUGAGGCAGAGGCUCAACAAUCUUCAGAAACACCGUACAUUUGUGAUACUGUGAUACAAGAAUCUAACAGUGAUAUAAACGAAAAAAAUAAUGUAAAUAGCAAUGAAGAAGAAUUAUCUGCAACAGAAACUGAAGAACAAAAAAACAGUACUGAAACAGAAGCGGGGUAUGAUAUGGAAACUAAAACUGAAAAUCUAAUACCCGUCAGAGAGAAGAAAAAAGACUUUAACAAUUACGCAGAAGUUCAAAAACAUUCAGAAACGCACUACAGCAAAGAAUCAAACAGAAAUAAUAUUGUGUGCGUAGAACCAUUAGAAUUUUCUGCAACAGAUUCAGAAGCUCGAGAAUCUUCUGAUCCAAUAUACUACUCUGAUACAUAUAAACACGAAUGUAACUGUGAAGCAAACGAAGAUAACAUUAUGGCUACAAUAGCAGUAGUAAUUUCCGCAACAGAAAGUAAAAAACAAAAAUCGCGUAAUAAUCCAGAAGACGAGUGUGCUAUCGAAACCGAAGGUUCUAUAGCAGAACGUGAAUAUAAAAAAUGGAACAAUGCCGUUGAAAUGCCAAAUAAUCCAUAUUCGCCGGAGGCUUUAGAACGUAGGAUUAGUGGGAGCCAAGAGCGUUUUAUAGAUUUACCGAAUAUAAAUUCAAGUACGAACAAAAAUGUAAUAACUAUUACAGAAACAACAAAAGCGGAAGAGGAUUCAGAGAACGAACAUCGUAGUGAUAUUGGCUAUAAGAGAUACAGUCGUGAUUACUAUAUAAACGCCGACAAUACUCCAAAAGUCAGUCCGAAAUAUCAAAUUCACCGAAACGAUAGACGCAAGCGACUUAGUUCAGGAUGCAGUGAUGAGCACAUAGCAGAUACUGGCACUAAAGAGUGUAUAAGUCAAGUUAACGAAACUAUAGCGAUAAAAAACCCUAAUGUUAUCCACCCAACGGUAUACCUCGCGCUUCCUGUUCAAGUAGUGGAAGAAAGUACAUCCUUUGAAACACUGUCAAAUCAGCCCAUGCAGUCGGUAGACACAACAAAUAGUGACGACUCGGAUACGAUACGUAUUUAUGAUUUCAAGAAUCAGACAACAGUCGUCGUCCACAAUGAAGGUAAACCAUUGACGGGGACCGAUACAACCGCCAUAAAAUUUCGACAAAAAACUGUCGAGCCUUUUCAAGAUACAGCAACCAAUUUUACCCCGAUAAAAUAUACAUGUAAAGUAUCAUGUCAAAAGGCUGAUGUAUCAACGCCGACUCUAGGGCCCACACCAAAUGCUUUCAAAUUUCUACAGCCAAAACGAAGAAUAAUUGAUCCUAGCCAGAUGUUGCCAUUGAACGAGGAAGCACAAGUGCUUUCUUUUGGCGAAAAGUCAGUCGUCGAGGAGGAGGUGGCACAAGUUAUGCCUUCUGUAAAAGCAUUGGCGCAAGCGUUUCUUUUGAGUUCCAAUAAGUGUUCGCAAGCGGAAAAGCGGUGGAAAAAAGGGAUCCAAAAAAUGCCAUCUACAUCUAUUCAAUUCAGCAACCCGCCGGAAACGUAUACGGAAAAUAUAGUAAAAGUUCCGGAAAAGACCGAAGACACUACUAUUUCUUCAGAUUUAUCUUCACUUGAGACUGAUCCUUCAAUAAAUGUGGACAUUUCAACCAAUAAAACAUCAAGGUCGCCUUCUACAGAGCGCACCGUAAACAAUGAGGAAAAUAACAAUAAAAAUACCACAAAUAUGUUACGCCGUGUUAGUAUGCUGAAAAGUAAUAUUGCUUUCUUUGAAAAUUUAAAGUUUAAGUAAACAUUACCAGUUUCUGAAGGAAUCGACGCUAAUUGUAAACUAUUUUGAAAAACCAAAUAUGUUUGCCAGUUGCUGCUACACACUUUUAUAGAGA
This is a messenger RNA of Zeugodacus cucurbitae (melon fly), 11340 nucleotides long. RefSeq lists its product as uncharacterized. Bases 165 to 11246 code for a protein of 3693 amino acids. The record is from RefSeq and is a predicted model, not a curated record. The transcript is spliced from 10 exons. NCBI's taxonomy places the organism in Eukaryota, Metazoa, Arthropoda, Insecta, Diptera, Tephritidae.